AUUUGUCCAGUGCAAGUAUAUUCGCUGUACGACGACCAAUCACAGACCGUUUUCUGGCGAACUUCGGCAGAUGUAUAUUCAAAUAUGGCUGCUCCCAGCUUGUUUGUUUGUGUUUAUAGCCUGGCAGUGUUUGUAACGCUAGUUACAUCCCUGCAGGCAUCCGAUGUCAGGGAAAAUACUCAGCAAAAUUCUAAGGAAGAAAAUCCAAAUUCUGGACAAAACCCACCAACUGACUCUGCUACCAAAGAUUCUAUAUCUCCAGAGACUGUAGUUAAACCACUUGAUGGGGAGACUGAAUCCUCAGCUACUGAUGCUACACAGAAGACACCCGAAGAAACAACACAAGUUGGUCAAGAGAAAGAACCUUGGCAGGAAUGGGUUUCUUUGUUAAUUCCAGAAUCUGUGCAGUAUUCUUUCUUGGCCUUCAUCUCAGAUCUUCAAAAGGAAAUAGAGCUUUACAUCAAAGCAGAGGAAACAAAUACUGCUGAGGAAGGAGUUCCUGUUGUAGCUGACUCAUCAACAACAAACGGAACAACAGAGAGUGGCACGACAGCAGCAGUUGAUGCAAGUGCUGAGCCCACUACAAAUACCAGCUCUAACAGUAGUGCAAUGGGGGAGAUCUCGGCUGCAGACCAAGAUAAAAAUGAGACUAUUAGUAAAAAACCACGCUUCCACUGUACAGGUAAAAACAUCACAGAGAAUACAACUGGAAGCGUACAGAUGGUGAAUGGCACCACUUUGUUACAGAAAUUAACUUUUGAGAAUAAUGCUACUGGUUCAGACUGUAUUCUUGUGUUCUUCUACGCUCCGUGGUGUCAUUUUAGUGCACAAGCUUCUCCAAGCUACAACACAUUAGGAAGAGCGUUCCCACAACUGGAUAUUGUUGCUGUUGAUGCUGUACAGUUCAGCAGCCUCAAUGCCAGAUUUGGAGUGGUAUCAGUUCCAAAUAUCAUGUUCUUUCACCACUCUAGGUCUGUGGUGCGUUUCAACAGUUCCAAAAAGACAUUUGAGAACAUGGCACUCUUUGUGAAGAACAUGACAGGACUUGAAGCUGACGCAUCUGUUGAGGUCAGUGAACAGGACAUGAUAGGACCUCUCUCGAGCAUGGCUACCACUGAACCAGACUGCCUGUUGUACCUAGCGUGGAUUUUUAUAAAUAUCUGCAGUUUGUACGCCUUCUAUUCUUCCAGCAUUGGCCAGCACAUGAUUAAUAAAAUACACACUCUUUGGCAGGAACAUCAGCAUAUUGAAUAGACAUUAGCAGCAUCUGUUUGUUUGUAAUUAUGUAUAAUUCUCGUUAAUUUAUUUAUUAAUUGUU
Molecule: messenger RNA, 1318 nt
Organism: Octopus sinensis (East Asian common octopus)
Lineage: Eukaryota; Metazoa; Mollusca; Cephalopoda; Octopoda; Octopodidae
Product: thioredoxin domain-containing protein 15
Exons: 4
Coding region: 85-1254 (389 amino acids)
Biological process (GO): cilium assembly
Cellular component (GO): cilium
Source: RefSeq, a predicted model, not a curated record